AUGCCGCAGGAACGCGAAGCACGGACGGAGACCGACUUGGCAAGCGUAGCAGAUGAAGGCGAGGAGGGUGUAGAAGAUCCACAGCUGCCAAGUCAGGUCGAACAGGCAGAGGAGCACUGGAGGAAGGCGGCUGAUGAAAAGCGGAUGGUCGAAGCAGAAGCCAAGAGUAGACGGGCUGAAGAGAUGCAGCGGCGCAGUGAUGGCGGCACCGAUCCUACCGUCUCUUUUCCGGGAACUGGAGACAUACGUGAAGCAUGGGAGCGUGGGGCACGAGCCGCUGCAAGGGCACACGUGGGAGAGGCAGGAGAGGAGCUCGCCAGCAAUGUGCGGCAGCAUAUCGAGGAGGAUAGGGGAUACGAGGGAGAUGCGCUGGAAACAGAAGAGGAGCAGAAUGAGGAGGAUACGGUACAUCCGGCAGUACGGAUAUUUUUGGGAGGAAGUCCGACGCGGGGACCAGGAACUGGGGUAGAGGGGCCAUGGAGGGUGGCAGACGAUGGGGCGCCUAGGGAUACAGUGGGUCUCAACAGGCAGAGGCGGCCCACCCUUCACCAGAGAGCAGUGGAGAGGAAUCUCGGCCAAGGCGGGGUGGCAGAAGCGUUUUGGCAGGUAGAGUGGGUCGAGGCAGAGACGGCAAUACGGCGGAUGCUGCAUCGGACGAGUACAGUCCUGGUCGAACAAGGUGACAGGUUCGUCGAGGCCGAAAGCUGGGACAUAAGCCCGGCAGAGGUAACGCGUCGUCUGACGCUCUUAGCCCGAAUGGUGACGCAGACGUUCUGCAACUUGGCGGCCCGCAACAGCAGCAUCAGUCGCGACGUGGCCGAUCUGACCGUCCAUUACUGUCGCGACGCCCUGGCCAACCUGGAAGAAGUCCGCCAUGGAAACGAGGAACGGCGGCGCCAAGCUGAAACGGCGGCCAGGUUUCGCGAGGAGGUGGACACGAGACUCUCCAACUUGCAGGAGAGUAUCGUAAGGGUGAGUGAUCAGGUUCGCCAGUCGGGAGGGGGGAUGGCGGAGGGCACGUUAAAGGGGGUGGAAGAGAGGUUGAGAGAGGUUCUGAGAGAAGAGUCUGAGCGGCGGAACAGGGAUAGACUGCAGGACAAGGAGCGGAGGCAGAAGGCCAUGAGGAAGGAAGCAGACGCCGCAGAGAGACGGAAGAAGGAACAACAGCAGGAGGAAGCGCGUCGGCAGAAGGAGAUGAGAGAGGGAAUGAAGGAGAUGAAGGAGGCGAUGAUGAAGGAGAUGAAGGCAGAAAUGAAGGAGAUGAAGGAUGGGAUGGUAAACCAGAUUGUGGGGAGGUUGAGCGCGGUUUUGCGAGAAGAAUCCGAGCGGCAGAAGAAGGAGAGGCAAGUGGACGCGGAGCGGCGACAACAGCAGGACGCGAAGAGGAAACAAGUGGCGGACGACGAGGAGAGACGCAAGAGGAUACAACUGGACGAGCAAUGGCGGAAGGAGGAGGAGGUGAAGAGGAAGGACGUAGAGGCCACAGAGCGGCGGAGGAAGAACAAACAUCAGGAGGAAGAGCGACGGCAGAAGGAGGUGGAGGCGGGAAUGAAGGAAGUGAUGGAGGCUGUGAAGGAGAUGAAGACGGGGAUUACGGGGUGGAAGGAGGGGAUGAUAAGUGAGGUGGAAAAGCGGCUGUCAAUGGUUCUGAGAUUGGACGCAGAGCGGCGGCAAAAGGAGGAGCAGGGUAGGAAGGCAACGGAGGGAGAUCGGCGACAGAAGGAGGAUGCGCAGAGGAAGGAGGCAGAGGAAGCAGAGCGGGUGGAGAGGGAGAAACAGCAAGAGAUGGCGCUCCUGCAGAAGGAGGAGGCGCAGCGGAAAGAUGCAGAGGAGGCCGAGAGGCAGGAGAGGGAGAAACAGCAGGAGAUGGUGCGCCUGCAGGAGGAGGACAGGCAGAGGAAGGAGGCAGAGGAGGUAGAGCGGCGUCAGAGGGCGAAACAGCAGGAAUUGGACCGCCUGCAGAAGGAGGAGACGCAGAAGAAGGAGGCAGAGGAGGCCGAGCGGCAGCAGCGGGCGAAACAGCAGGAGAUGGAGCGCCUGCAGAAGGAGGAAGCGCAGAAGAAGGAGGUAGAGGAGGCCGAGCGGCAGCAGAGGGCGAAACAGCAGGAGAUGGAGCGCCUGCAGAAGGAGGAAGCGCAGAAGAAGGAGGCAGAGGAGGCCGAGCGGCAGCAGAGAGCGAAACAGCAGGAGAUGGAGCGCCUGCAGAAGGAGGAAGCGCAGAAGAAGGAGGCAGAGGAGGCCGAGCGGCAGCAGAGGGCGAAACAGCAGGAGAUGGAGCGCCUGCAGAAGGAGGAAGCGCAGAAGGAGGCAGAGGAGGCGGAGCGGCAGCAGAGGGCGAAACAGCAGGAGAUGGAGCGCCUGCAGAAGGAGGAAGCGCAGAAGAAGGAGGCAGAGGAGGCGGAGCGGCAGCAGAGGGCGAAACAGCAGGAGAUGGAGCGCCUGCAGAAGGCGGAGCAAUGCCGAGCAGAGAAGAGGGCCAGACUUGCAUCCUACGCGGAACAGCAGCGGCAACUGGAGGCAAAGGCAAAGGCGAUGGCUGAAGAGACGGAACGAUUGGCAAGGGAGAUGGAAGAGGAGGAUUUGACCAUGCAGGGGGAGGGGACGUGGACAGGAGUCGAGGAGGAUUUGACCAUGCAGGGGGAGGGGACCUGGACAGGAGUCGAGGAGGAAAUAGUUGAGGGGUUGGGGACUUUGCUGUUGAUUGAGAGCGGGGAGGCGAAUGUAGCAGAGGGCGUGCCUAGUGUUCCUGUACGGAAUGUAGAGGUGUCCAGGAGGCGGCCUAGACAAGAGGACAGGGAGCCGGAGGGUCAUGCGGCUAAGAGACGGCGUGCAGCUGGAAUACAGGAGUUGAUACCCAUAAUCCAAGGGGAAAAGAAAGGGAUGAAGAUCGACAAGUGUGACAACAGGAAAAACGCCGUAGUGGACGACAAGGGUAAGACUUUGGGUGUCUGCCUGCCGUUCAGGGGAAGCGGGUUCUCUCAACGGGGCGAGGGAGCUUUGCAGAAGUGGACGUCUGAGCAGACCGUCGGCGGCCGGAAGCGGAACCUCGGCUCUCACAAAACGGUGUGGGAGAGGGCAUACACGGUCGCAGUCUGCUGGAAGUUCUACUUCCCGGAUAUUGACAUGCAGGCAUACGGCAUGAAUCCAAACCGUAUAAACAAGUGGCGGGAAGACCUCGACUUCACAACGUGGCUUCCAACAGGGGUGUGGAGCGUCAUCAACGAACUCCACCUGGACAAACCGGACGGAUUCUCACUCGUUCAAACCAACACGGCUCUUCGGCAGCAGCAGGGGGAUGGCUUUCAGGUAGCUGCCUGCGCUGGUGUCGGAAUAACUGCGUGGCAGAAGAUGGUGGGAGGCGUGGAGGGUGAAAACGGCUAUUCGACGGAAGAACACGCAAUCGGACUUGCCGCCACAUUGUCUGUAAUGUGGGCCGCAUCCACGAAUGUGGACCAGACCCAGUGGGAGACGGGCGCAACAACAGCUGCACGUGGAACUUCUACAGCCAUAGCAUCUUCUGCUGCCAGAUCGUCCACUGCUGCCACCGCCUCGUCGGAUGCCUCGUCAUCUUCUGCGGCCGAUGUGCCCUCUGCCGUCCACAAUGCCCUUGCGACGCUUGCAGCCUCGGUUGCUUGCGUUGCGGUUGAGGCGAUGAGGUCGGUAAAGGAUCAGGAGCAUGACAAGGAAGCGUGGAUUCUGCCCCUGUCGGAUGCGCUGCUGAAAGCGCUUCCGGCAGAGUCGCGAGCGGCCGAGGAUGCGAAGCGGAUGACGAGGGUGGUGGCAAAGGUGGUGACCUCUUGGUGCCUAUGCAGCAUGGCAUCAAGAGGCCUUCGCCAGCACCAGGGCGUCUGGCUCGGAGUCCUGCAGAAGAAGUUAGGCGGCCGGGAUACCACAACAGGGGCGGAUAAGGAGAAGAAAACCAAGAAAUCGUCCGCGAAGGGGAACGCGACGAAGGAUGCGUCGACGGAGGAGAACACCGGCACUGGCGGCCAGGAUUGA
Molecule: messenger RNA, 3999 nt
Organism: Closterium sp. NIES-65
Lineage: Eukaryota; Viridiplantae; Streptophyta; Zygnematophyceae; Desmidiales; Closteriaceae
Source: the annotation of a GenBank genome assembly